AUGACGGAGCAACAUCCUUCAACGCUUCCGCCGCCGAAUGCCGAGCGGGCAAAAGGCGACGCGAGCGAUGAAUACGCCGCCGAUGACACGGUAUCUAACACCGGACAGAAUGUGCAAUCGGAGCCAAAGGCUCCACUUGACGAAGAGACACAACUAGCUCUGGAUGAAGUGGAAUCUGAAAUAUCGCAACUGCUGGCAACUGGCAUACAGGACACCAGUGUCUUGGGUCGCCACGACGAAUGUGAAGCCGUCUGGCAGCGCAUACGACAGCAGCACGGUGAACUACGUUCAACGGUAGACAACGAGCUCGGAAUCGACCCUCAGCUUAGAGAUGUCGUACGCGCGUUCGCAGAAGGAUCCGUCUUACCCAUCAGUGGUCUCAUCACCCAGUUGCGCGAACACAUCGCAGCCCACUGCAAAGUUGCCAACCAAGAUAUUGGCAGCACCCAGCUCGACACGGUUGUGCCUCUACUUGUCACCCGAAAGAAUCUAGGGGAGGCCUUCGAUGGUGACAAUGAAAUGGACAGGCUGGAGUCAGUUCGGGCCGAGUGUAUGUGGGUCUGGGAAUCGCCCUCCGUUGACGUGUUCCCGGACACUAUCCAGGAGCGCGUCAAUGCGGCUCGAGAGGCUCGCAACUUGAUUUCUAGGCGCUACAUCACCCUCGUGAAGGUGCGAGAUGCCAUUAAUAGCGGUGACACGGCAGCCCGGAAUGCGGCUAAUGAGGAACUGGGUGCCAUCUACAAGAAAAUGCUACUCGAAAGGGAAAAGCGGGAGCGAUUGGAAGCCGUGAAUAAGACGAAGAAAGUCAAGAAGCAUGAAAGCUCGCCACCGCAGGCCAAGGUUUCGCAGGCGAAGGAUUCAAAGGCUGCGCCGAACACAAAGCACGAGAAAGCCACGGCCAAGGCGACUGCGAAGCCUCACGCGGCAUCGUCAAAACAACCCAACAUGCUCCUCAACUGGCUGAAAUCAUCGUCCACAACACCGGCUGCGUCCUCUAUCGGCGACGAUAACGCAGGUAAUGCGCCCUCGACCGCUCGCAGCAGCCCCCCAGCAACCAAAGCCCCUACGAGCAGCAGCGGCACCGGGCCAUCUUUACAACCAACGGAGGUAAAUGCGGAUGAUUAUGAGGACAUGGGUGCCUCCGAGGUGCAAAUGGUGGAGAUUGCCAAGCUUAUGGAAGCGCUUCCCCGGAAUCGACGCCAGCAAAGCAGCCCCAAUGCAUCAGCACAUGGCGUCAGUUGCGACACCGCAGAACGUGUCUCUACAGCGGAUGAUGGCGACGGCAGCUCCCCGGAUUUUGACGAGUUCAAGAAGAUGUGCGAAGACCACCGAAAUGCAUGGAUGAGGUACUUUACGUACGUGAACACCAAUCGCAAAUUCUAUGUUGAGGCGUCAACCAACACAGCGUCGACGGACGAAGGCGCCGCUGAGCCAGUUUCAGCGCGUGAAAGUGGCUCAAAAGGUUUUGUGGUCGAUGACCUAGUUAACAAUAUCCGUGACACCAUCUACGGCGACAAGGCCCUUAAGCAGGAGAGGUCUGCCCGGCUCUUCUACAUGUCGGACAACGAAUGGAAGCGGCCGUCCAUGAGGUUGCUAAUCUCCAGAAGUUCGCAGAUCGUCAAACCCACCGAGCCGUUGGCAAUCGAGCCCGCCAUGGACUACUACGGCGACAGCGACGAAGAGUGGUUCGAGCAGUACGAUGUGGACGACGUCGAAGAAAGCGGGAGCGAAGAGGAAGACGAUGACGAAGACGAGAACGACUGGAUAGUUCAGGACAACCCUCAGCAGGAGUUGCAGAAGCACACGCUCAAUUUGUGCGAGGUGGUGAAGGUCUACUGCGUUAACAAAAACUGGCACUGGAUCGUUGAUGGCGUUCCUCAGAACAACGACGAAUGUUGCAGCAUCGAGGAGGCCAAGAAGAACGGCAUGGACAUCGCCCCGUGCGACUACGGCUUUGGUUACGAGGGCUACACCCAGAACCCGAUUUCUGAGUUCGUCAGCAACAUGCGUGGACACCAAAUCAUCAUGACCAAGGAGGACGUGCAGGAGUUCCUGAAGCUCUGUCACGGGAAACACACCAAAAAGGAGGUGCUCAUAAGCGAGUUCAAGAACAAGAAGCCCUUCUGCUCAACUGUCGAGCUGAGAGAGAAAUUCAAGAAGUACAUAUGCCGCAUGAAGGUCGACCACACCCCCCAGCGGUGGCUGGUAACGACGGAGGCAGCCAUCCUUUUCGGCAUUCGGCACGAAUUGGAUGCAAUUCUGGCGGCGGCUAUGGAACAGGUAUUGGAAGAAGCGUGA
Messenger RNA from Babesia bigemina, 2298 nucleotides. RefSeq lists its product as hypothetical. Bases 1 to 2298 code for a protein of 765 amino acids. The record is from RefSeq and is a predicted model, not a curated record. NCBI's taxonomy places the organism in Eukaryota, Apicomplexa, Aconoidasida, Piroplasmida, Babesiidae. The transcript has 2 exons.